AUGACCAGCACUAAUAGCACUAGCAGAUCGCCCUGCCCGCCGCGGCGCGCGUCCUUCUCGCUGGACGAGAAGCGCCGCGUGCUCGAGCACCUGCGCGCCACCGGCCGCGUGCGCGAGACCAUCGCGUGCUUCUACCCGCAGCUGCCGCCCGAGGCCUACGACGCGCGCCGGCGGCUCGUCCUAAACUGGCGGCGCAACGCGCGCGAGAUCCUGGCGGGCGCCUCCACGCGCCAGGGCGCGGCGCGCCGGCGCAUGCGCAAGCCCAAGGCGCCCAAGCCGCAGCCGCCAGUGCCGCGCGGACUCGCAGGCGACCAGGACGAGCCGUCUACGGGCCUGAACGAGCGAGAAAUGCCCGAGUUCGAGCCCAUUCGGAGCUCGUUCUCGCUGGACGAGAAGCGGCGGGUGCUGGAGCACCUGGCGGCCUGCAAGAACGUGCGCGAGACGAUCGACAAGUUCUACCCGGACCUGCCGCCGGAGGAGUACAACACGCGGCGCCGCACUAUUUGGCGGUGGCGCGCGUGCGCUGAGCAGAUCGUGGCCGGCUGCGCGGACGACAAGGCCAGUGCGCGCAAGAAGAUGCGGCCCCGGGGGAUCGUCUGCCAGCGCGGGCCGAAGAGCGUGGGGCCGCAGGACGUGGUGGAUCGCCUGCUCACGUCCGUGAAGAAGUCGGAGCAGCGCGCGCUCAAGAGGAAGAGCAAGAGGCCGGUGCUGAGACCGGCCCCGCCCGCGCCGGCACUGCUGGCGGAGCGGCAGAUGGACGCGAUCGUGUUCUCAGCGCUGGGACUGCCGCCUACGACGCAGUUCCGACCCAUUCGGCCAGCUCCAGCUCCAGCUACUCCAGCUACGACGACAGCAGGAUCAGCGUCAGUGUCUACCCGGUCAAAUAUGCACCCGCUGCAACGAGGCGAAGUAUCGUUCGCUAUACGUCGACGCUGA
Phytophthora sojae is the source of this 936-nucleotide messenger RNA. RefSeq lists its product as hypothetical. Lineage: Eukaryota; Oomycota; Peronosporomycetes; Peronosporales; Peronosporaceae. The record is from RefSeq and is a predicted model, not a curated record. Bases 1 to 936 code for a protein of 311 amino acids. The transcript is spliced from 2 exons.